This is a messenger RNA of Scophthalmus maximus (turbot), 1850 nucleotides long. It is a transcript of the gene r3hdml, whose product is annotated as R3H domain containing-like. The record is from RefSeq and is a predicted model, not a curated record. Bases 220 to 1215 code for a protein of 331 amino acids. The transcript is spliced from 7 exons. NCBI's taxonomy places the organism in Eukaryota, Metazoa, Chordata, Actinopteri, Pleuronectiformes, Scophthalmidae.
ACCGAAAUCAGCACGAAGAUCCAGGGAAAGUAGUGUCGAGCGGCCGGUAUCCGCCACAGCGUCACCAGGUUGUCCACAAUGACAUCCACCGCCGCCAUGUUGACUCCGCCUGAGAGCGCCGCGUUCGGAAAAAAACUUUAUUGACACAAUGCGACGGAACAUCACAACAACGUGAAAGGGGAAAGAACGACGGAGACAGACAGACAGACUGCGUUUCGGAUGGAGGGAGACAGGAGUGCACAGGGCGGGACUUGUGCGUCACAAAGUCUCUUGGCCCACAGUUUAAAAACCUCCCUGCCGCACACGACAGACCGGCUUGUUUGCAAAAGGCUCGUGCUGGAGCGAGGGGGUCUCCUCUGCUCCUCUGCUGCUCGUCUGUCUGACCUGGGGAAAGAGCCACCGAUGAAGAGUCCUGCAGGGACGCAGCGCCGCUGCCUGCUGCUCCUCGUCCACAGGGCUCAGAUGGGUGCUGCUUGUGUCCCGCUCCUGCUGGCUGCCACCCUGUGGACGAUGCCCCACGCGGGAGCUGCCGCCGCCGAGCUGCCGAGCUCCACGGAGCUGCUCAACGCCGCCGGAGCUGGAGCCGGGGCGCGGUCUGACCUCAGGAUGCCCACUGCGGCCGCCGGCGUGUCCCGCAGCAGGCGCAGGCGAGCCAUUUCAUCCCGAGAGAUGAACGCCCUGCUGGAUUACCACAACCGAGUCCGCUCCCAGGUCUUCCCCCCUGCGGCUAAUAUGGAAUACAUGCUCUGGGAUGAGGGAUUGGCUAAGUCAGCUGACUCCUGGGCUUCACUGUGCAUUUGGGAUCACGGCCCGACGCAAGCCAUGAAGUACAUGGGCCAGAACCUGGCGAUCACUUCAGCACGGCACCAGUCCGUCACUGACCUGGUCAGGUCCUGGUAUGAUGAGAGGCACCAGUUCUCCUACCCGAACAGAUGCAGUGGAUCCGUGUGCUCUCACUAUACUCAGAUGGUGUGGGCGAGCACCAGCAGAGUGGGCUGUGCAGUCAGGAAGUGUUCCAACGUGCACGUGUUCGGGAGCAACUGGAGGGAGGCAACGCUGCUGGUCUGCAACUAUUCUAUAAAGGGAAACUGGCUGGGAGAAGCUCCCUAUAAGACCGGGAGGCCGUGUUCUGAUUGUCCGUCCAGCUACGGCGGCUCCUGCUGGAGGAAUCAGUGCUCGCCAAACGCAGAGACCAGAAGACUUUCAAAAUAUUAGAGACAUGGGUGCUCGUACGAGUUGAAAUAUUAACACACCACAGUGCUCUGAUGGAAGAAAGGAAGAAGUCACAUUCCACACGACGUCAAACUAACCGCAGCUGUCUAGUUACCACUAUGUUCAAAGUCGCUGUAGUGCCACAGUAUGGAUGAAUGUGAACGUUCUCACUGCUGUUGAUCGUCCACGUAAAAGAAAAAUACUUUUUCUCGUAUUGAAGACAUGUAGUUUUUUGCACUGCUCUUGAUGAAUUUGUUGGUGUGGAUAACUUUUGAGAGGCAUUGAACAAAACCUUUAGCACUUUUGUUGUACAGAUUGUACUGACUGUAACCUUGGAUGGUAUGGAUUCUGUUUCUAACCGGAUUAGUAAAAUAUUUUAAAGUGUUCGGUGUAAAAAAAAAGAAGAGAAAAGAAAAGCUACGUAGUUUGUGCAGUAAACCAGAAUGUGAUUAAUUCAUUGUUGUCUUUUCGCUCGACCGAACAUUUAUUAAGUUAUUAACAAACUGACGGCGCCGCGCUGUAUGUGCCCACCAAUAAUCUGCUGUUCGCUGCUCGUGUUUAUUCACUGCUGCUGCAGGAAAUUCUCUGUCCUGCAUUACAGCUCAUUACGUCUCUCCAUUAACCCGCCAGAGACUUUC